UUUGGAGACAGUUCCAGCAUUAAAUCAUAGUCCUCUAUAGUCAUGGAUGAUACCUCGGUCCCUCUCUUUUUAUUGAAAACGAUAAGGAAAAACUAACGCCUGGAACUUUGUCCUGGUGGACAAAACGAUGCAAAAGGUAACAUCUUUAUUAUUACUUAGGUUAAAGCUGUCUUUAGUUUUACACUUCUACAGAUGUGGUUUCUUGUCCUGGGGGAAGGGAGGUAUUUUGCUUGUAAUAAUAUCCUAAACAUUCCCAAAGAUUUUACUGAAAAUUAGAUUUUAUUCUGCUUAUGGAACUCUAGCCUAGCUGGGAACCAUUGAAGCCAUUGAGAUUUUAUUCUGAUUAUGGAACUCUAGCAUAGCUAGGAACCAUUGAAGCCAUUUAGAUUUUAUUCUGCUUAUGGAACUCAGGCAUUGUCAUCUUUGCAUGGAUGGUCACAUGAAAUUACUAAUGCAGAUUACAGACCCAACAUCCAAAAAUAUGUAACUUUUAAGGGGAUGAGUCUUCUAUACAAAGGGAGGCGUGAUAAAGAAAAUGAGUUUUUCUUUACUUCAUCUACUGGAUCAUACAUUCGUCACUCCAGAGUACUCAGAAAAUUUGCUGACGACUGAGGAGUAGAGAAUAUGCAGACCAGGUUGCUCCGUAGGCAUUUUGCCACGACUCUGGGAACUCUUUCACAGUUCCAGAACUGCACAAAAAUGAUGGCUCAUCAUUUGGGACAUUCCGCCAUAGUGCACGAGAAAUUCUACGCUCAGCCAAUUAUCGCCCAGGAACAGGGCAUUGUUUCCUCCGCCCUUGAGCUGGUGUCCCAGGGGGGGAACAAUCUGGAGGACUUUCCAGAUAUCCAAAUUCCAGCAGAACUGGAUGAAAUACUCAGAGAAGAUGGUUUAUAUGAGGAUGGUCAGGAUUCAAUUUCCCUUUACCCUGAUGAACUCGAUCAUUUCUUGGCAUCAAACAUAGAAGUUGAGGUUCCUGUUGAGAAUCAUGGUUUCCAUGAAGUCCUUGAUCAAAUAGAGAAUCCUGCAAUCCCUGAUCUCCCUUUCUUGUCAUCUUGCACAGAAGUUGACCCUGCGAUCCCGGAUCCUCCUGAGGUACCCGAUAAGGACAGGAAGAUAGAUAGGAAGGAAGUUCAAAGAUGGUCGAUGAAGAAAGCUGUUAAAAAGGGAACAGGCUUUGCGCUAUCUGAUGCUCAGAAGAAAACGAUUGACCAAUACUUCUCUAAAAUGUUCCAAGAAAACGAAGAGUUGACAAGGAUUGGAAAGCUCCAUGUACUACAAUUUAUCGCAGACGUAGGAGAGAUUGUUCCAGAAGAGAGAUGGAAAACUGUAGUUACCAGAGUCCGCGACAAUUUCAAAUAUUAUAGAAAAUCUGCACACUGAUUGACACGAUAGCUCCUAUAAUUUAAUUUUAUUGUAUUAAUUGUGUAAAAUAUGCUUAACAGUUGUAUAAACUCUGGAAUGCUACUGGAACCCUUGUGAAAGAAUGCCUUAUGCUCAGAUAUACCGGAGUAUGUCCAGUAAUGGGUCGUUGUACUGACUCUCAGGAUGUAUGUCCAGUUAUUUGACAAAGGUUUUGAGGUCUGAAGUUCAGAUCCCGGAAGAUGUUCACAUAGAAGACUUCAGGUUAUUGGUGAAACUAAUGGUUCUAAGGUAGCCUUCUGCAAUUUGAAAUAUGCUUGACACUUAUUUGAUUAUAAUGUGAUUUUAUUGUAUUAAUAUACUAUUAUGUAAAACA
Molecule: messenger RNA, 1735 nt
Organism: Eurytemora carolleeae
Lineage: Eukaryota; Metazoa; Arthropoda; Copepoda; Calanoida; Temoridae
Exons: 8
Coding region: 625-1380 (251 amino acids)
Source: RefSeq, a predicted model, not a curated record